Molecule: messenger RNA, 1848 nt
Organism: Aspergillus fijiensis CBS 313.89
Lineage: Eukaryota; Fungi; Ascomycota; Eurotiomycetes; Eurotiales; Aspergillaceae
Product: BTB/POZ domain-containing protein
Exons: 1
Coding region: 357-1610 (417 amino acids)
Molecular function (GO): protein binding
Source: RefSeq, a predicted model, not a curated record
CUCGAUUUUGAACAAUGAGCCAUGGCGGAGAUCUUCUGGUAUACAUGCAAUUGGCGCAUUUCCACUAUUUUUGAAGGGGGCUUUUCUUAACACUUCAGUUUCUUACAAUGAACCACAACCAAGAUCCCGCAACAUGUAUAUCCAUCAUACAACUUCCUGAGCAUCUCCAGUACAUACGACGGAGUUCUCAUAGCGGGAUGACAUGGCUCGUGUAUAUAAGACAACCAACUCCUCAUCGAUGAGGUGAGUGAUCCGACAUCAACCCCUCAGUCAGUCAGUGGAUGCAAAAGAUUGAUUCUUCAUAUCAAGCUGACACCCAAUCCGAAGCCUAGUUGCAAGAAAGGUGAGUCUGCAGAAUGCCGACCCCUCCCAACACCCCAUUUGUCCUCCAAUGGCCGGGAUCUUUGCUCCCACCAGAGGACGUAGACUCCUCGGAUGAAGACGAUAUACUCUCUUCCGACUCCGAUUCAGAGGCUGACACUGAUUCAGAACCCUCCAAUGAUGAGGGUAACUGGCCCGAAUGCGGUUCCGACCUCCUGAACCCGUUCGACGGGAUUGUAGACACGCUCUGCUAUAAGAGUGACGUAACUGUGGUCAUCCACAAUGGCAGAUGGCAGUAUAAGAUGCUGUGCAGCUCGCGACACCUCGCGGAAGCCUCCCCAUACUUCUAUGCUCUGUUCGAGCCCAACUUCGAAGAGGGCAUCCGGUUCAGAGAGACCGGCCAUUUGACCCUUACUUACGACGACGUCAAUCCUGCAGCGUUCUACACGGUCAUGCAGGCUGUCCACGGUAGGUGGGCCAAUAUGCCGAGCGGCGGUAUCGAAAUGGCCUUGCUCAAGGAUAUUGCCCAGGUGGUUGACAAGUUCCAUCUGUUCAGGCCCGUGAUGCCGGUUGUUACCACCUGGGUGGAGAACAUGUGGCCCGGCGACCCGGAGCCGUCCGAUGCGCAGGUCAUCGACUGGAUGCUGUACAUCAUGUGGGUCUUCAACGUGCGCGACGGCUUCAAGGAAGCCACGGGCACGCUGAUCAUGCGACAUCCGCACAUGGUCCCGCCUCCCGACGCCGUGCUGCCGCUUCCGAUCUACGAGAAGAUCAACGUGGCUAGAAGCAACAUGUUGCGCGAAAUGCGCGUGGCGCUGCGGGACGAGAUCCAACGCGUCCGAGGCUUCUGUAACCUGGCCGAUCCCAACGGCGACCAGCGCACCCUAAUGUGGCGGAAGAUCCUGCGCCUCGCGCGGUAUCCGCUGUGCACUGAAAUGUCCCCUUCGAAACUCCUGCGACUGGUCCACCAGGGCAAGGAAUGCGUCCAACGAACUUAUGACCGGUUGCACCUCGUGGAUAAACCAACACCACGGGCCUGCUCGUCGUAUGGAGAUCGGCUGGUGGAGACAUUGGAGCAGGCUGUCGCAGAUCCAGGACUGACGCUCGGUGACACCCGCCUAGAUUCGGCCUGGAAUCACCACUGGCCUUGGAAUGCCCCUGCCGUGGAUUUUGAUCACGUCGGCUGGCCUUACGAGAUUGAUGGCUAUGACGUUAACAAUUGGGACUUCGAAGAUCUGAGAGAUAUGGAGAUGGGCAGACAUUGGGUGGAACCACACUUUGAAGAGUAGUUUGCAUGUACGGAGUAAGUAGCCUGGGAUGUCCAAACGGAUAGACCCUUAUCGAUGAUAUUAUUGUAUGCCGAUUUCCCCGCACUCACGUGCCUCCAGUUUGUAAUCAUAGUAGUUGAACAAUGUCAACUUCGUCAACUUCGUCAUCUUUCCAACCUUUCUUCCUUCCUCUUCUGCAUUCGAAACAUAUUCCGACAAGAGAACCAACCCAACCCAUUAUGCCUGUCGCAAAGGCUAU